Molecule: messenger RNA, 2656 nt
Organism: Oldenlandia corymbosa var. corymbosa
Lineage: Eukaryota; Viridiplantae; Streptophyta; Magnoliopsida; Gentianales; Rubiaceae
Source: the annotation of a GenBank genome assembly
UGAAAAAAUUAUUUUUUAAUAGAACUUAUUAAUUUAAAGACUUUUUACUGUAUUCCUAAUUACAGUUGCCCGGACUAUGCAACAAAAGUGAAAUACAUGAAUGAAUAUCAUUCCUCAUCAUACAAAAAGUAAUGGGAAAUGUGAUAAAAAUCUAUAAUCACUUAAAAAAAAAAAUCUAUAAUCACUUACUAAACUGCUAAAAGAAGGAAUACAAUCCAAAUCUUAGGGAGCCUGUUUAAUCAAUAAUCAUUUGCCUUGAUCUAUAUGUUAAUUAUUACUACUAUUUACCUAUAUUUUUUUCCACAUGCAACCAAUAUUCCGUGAGGAACGGUGUCGUUUGGCAGCAGCAAACUGUUCCCACAGAAACGAAAUCCUCUUGCAAUAUUGUUGAAUAAGCUGGAAAUAUUAACAGCAAAAAAAAGAACGCAAGACGACAGCCCCACUCCCGCCCCGCCACCCUCCCAUCCAUCCAUACAAAUUCCCCCAACCCCUUUUUCCGAAGGGGAAAAGCUUUUCUCUCUUUUCUGUUUACAGGAAAAAAAAGAAGGAAAUGGCGUCUUUGGUUAUGCCAGCUCCAACGCCGUCGUCGUCUUCCUCACUCUCUUCAUUAUCAUCGUCGUCGUCGGCUGCCUCCCCUGCUCCCCUGUUUCCGGGUUCAUCUUGUUCUCUGGGUCGGCGAAGCGUUUCCCAGCCGUUUCAUAGUUUAAACGUGAAAUGUGAAAUUGCUGAACCAAUGAAUGGAAAGCCUUGUGUUCCAAUCAUCAAUGAUCAAAUCCUUCCCAAAUUCUUGCAAUCUCGCCGCUUGGAGAGUGCUGUCAAAAAAAGUGAAACCAAGCUGAAGAUAUUUUCAGGCACAGCAAAUACUGUGCUUUCUCAGGAAAUUGCUUGGUACAUGGGCCUUAACCUGGGAAAAAUUAAUAUAAAGCGGUUUGCUGAUGGUGAAAUUUAUGUUCAAUUGCAAGAGAGUGUCAGAGGUUGUGAUGUGUUUUUAGUGCAGUCUACCUGCCCUCCAGCCAAUGAAAACCUGAUGGAGCUUUUAGUGAUGAUUGAUGCGUGUCGAAGGGCAUCAGCUAAGAAUAUCACUGCAGUAAUUCCUUAUUUUGGCUAUGCCAGAGCUGAUAGGAAGACACAUGGUCGGGAGUCUAUUGGUGCCAAACUGGUUGCUAACCUGAUUACAGAAGCUGGAGCAGAUCGUGUACUGGCUUGUGAUCUUCAUUCUGGCCAGUCCAUGGGUUAUUUUGAUAUCCCAGUGGAUCAUGUUUAUUGUCAGGUAGGAGCAGAAGUCUCGAGUAAUGUUUAUGCAGAUGUAAUGUGCCAUGCUUAUGCAGCUUUUGUUUUCUGUCCACAGCCUGUUAUUCUUGACUAUCUUGCUAGCAAGAAGAUCAGUACCAGUGAUCUGGUCGUAGUUUCGCCUGAUGUUGGAGGAGUUGCUAGAGCUCGUGCUUUUGCCAAAAAGUUAUCUGACGCACCUUUAGCCAUUGUUGAUAAAAGGAGACACGGCCAUAAUGUGGCUGAGGUCAUGAAUCUGAUUGGAGACGUGAAAGGAAAGGUUGCUGUUAUGGUGGAUGACAUGAUUGACACAGCAGGAACCAUUGCAAAAGGUGCAGCCCUUCUGCAUGAGGAGGGGGCCAGGGAAGUAUAUGCAUGCAGUACUCAUGCAGUUUUUAGCCCUCCAGCAGUUGAGAGAUUGUCAAGUGGUUUGUUUCAAGAAGUUAUUGUCACUAAUACAAUCCCAGCAAUGGAGAAAAAUUAUUUUCCCCAGCUAACAGUUCUUUCGGUCGCAAAUCUCUUGGGUGAAACAAUUUGGCGAGUUUAUGAUGAUUGUUCGGUGAGUAGCAUUUUCUUGUAAAUCGAAGGGAGGUGAAGGGUUCGUGAGAUUAGACAUGAAAGUAAGGACAUUUGAAAUACCUUUUUCUUUCUUUUUGCUCGGAAAAUACCUUGUGUUUUUCUUAACUUCCUACCGUAGGUGAUUGAUCCAAACCAUAUUUACCCACACAAAACAUGACAACAUUGAUCUAUCACACAUCACAACGUUUUGGUGCCCGAUUCAGUAUCAAUUUCAAUAUGCCUAAUCCCUUGUUUGUUUCUCGCAAGCCUAUUACUAUUUAUCCCACCUAUUCUGGAGAACAGAGGUAUCGAUGAUGGUGACAAAUAUAUAGCCUGGCCAAGUGACUGCCUUCUGCCUUGUGAAACAGGGAGUUUUUAGACUAUAGAGAAAAUGCUCAGCAGGAAAAUUCUUUAGAGAUGAAUACAUUUUUAGGAUGUAGAACUUCUUCAUGUUCAAUGGUUUUAUGUUCCAUUUCCAAAAAAAUAGAUAAAUACAAAAAGGUUCUAUGUUAACUACUAUUUUCUUAUCUUUUUGUGGCAUUAACUUUCCUAAGCAUGGAGGAGGUUUUGCCCGUAUCCUAUUUUCUAAUUGUAUCCUAUCAUCCCGAUGCAGGCCAAUAUUGCCAUUUACCAUUACUUAGUUACAGAUUGGUAAUUUUAAAUUGUCCCUGUUCAUGUGAUGUUUUAGUUAGACAUUUACACAUUCCCUCUGAUCAUAUAAUAAUCAGGAUAAUCAGUAUCACAUUAUAAUUAAUAGUUAAAUGCAACACAUAUAUCUCUAUCACUUCCAUGUAAUUUGAUCAUCACUAUUGUAAUGUUCAUAGUUCUU